This is a messenger RNA of Xiphias gladius (swordfish), 2159 nucleotides long. It is a transcript of the gene hhatlb, whose product is annotated as hedgehog acyltransferase like, b. Gene Ontology annotation, cellular component: endoplasmic reticulum. The coding region runs from base 36 to 1799 and encodes 587 amino acids. Gene Ontology annotation, biological process: negative regulation of N-terminal protein palmitoylation. The record is from RefSeq and is a predicted model, not a curated record. The transcript has 12 exons. NCBI's taxonomy places the organism in Eukaryota, Metazoa, Chordata, Actinopteri, Istiophoriformes, Xiphiidae. Gene Ontology annotation, molecular function: acyltransferase activity.
UCAGAGGGACCCGCAGCGCAGCCUGUGCCCUGUGGAUGCACAGCAGAUAUAAAACUUUAUAUUUUCUCAUAUGUUUUGUUCAGCAUGAUAUUUUAAUCUGCGCUUUCACCCCACUGAACAAAUUGAAAAGGUUCCUUUUAAAACAACUUCUUCGGGCUCACAACUGCUGCGUUCAAGGAGCCUCCAGGGCUCCUCCUGUCUGUGUCACCAUGGGGAUCAAAGCUGCGCUUCCUAAAUAUGAGAUCUAUUUCUACAACUCGGUGCUGUGUCUGGCCAUGUUGUGGGCCACCAGCUGGAUCUUUGAGGUGUCCAGUUCCAAUGAAAACAGAAAGACGUUCAAAACCAGUGUGAAACCAGGGUGGUACUACUUUGGGAGGAAAAUGGAUACAGCUGAUUUCGAGUGGGUGAUGUGGUUUUCCACAUUCAGAGAGCACAUCCUGUUUGCUCUUUCGGGUCACGUGCUGUUUGCCAAAAUCUGCUCCAUGCUGGCUCCACAGUACAGGUCCUUGGUGUACAUGGUGUAUGGAAUCUUGGCUGUGUGGACCAGUAUGGGCUGGACCUAUGUCACCCUCAUCCUGUCCCACUGUAUCCUGCUCUACAGCAUCUCCUUAGUGAAAAUCCGCUGGCUUUGCUUUGUCACUGGUCUUUGUACGCUCGCUACACUCAAGUGUCAACCCUUCGUGUCCUGGCAGGCUGGAUUUGUGGAGGGGGACUUUGAGCUGCGUCAUGUUCUCUUCUAUGGAGGUUGUGGGUUUACGAUCAUGCGCUGUAUGAGCUUUGCUCUGGAGAAUUGUGAAAGGAGAGAUGGAAACUAUAACAUCCUGGAACUGCUCAAGUACAACUUCUACCUCCCCUUCUUCUAUUUUGGGCCCAUCAUGACCUUUGAUAAAUUUUAUGUUCAAGCCAACAAGUCUGACCUGACCAGGAAAGAGCGGGAGAUGUGGAAUAUCACUCUGCAUGGCCUCAUCCACCUGGGGGUCAUCAUUGUAGUGGACGUCCUCUUCCAUUUCAUGUACAUUCUCACCAUCCCCACCGACAUGAAGCUGCUGAGACACCUCUCCGACUGGGCUCUAGUGGGUCUAGCUUACUUUAACUUGGUGUAUGACUGGGUAAAAGUAGCUAUCAUGUUUGGAGUCAUCAGCACAAUAUCCAGACUGGAUCAUCUAGACCCUCCCAAGCCACCAAAAUGUAUCACUCUGCUUUAUGUGUUUGCCGAAACCCACUUUGACAGAGGAAUCAAUGACUGGCUGUGCAAGUAUGUGUAUGAUUACCUGGGUGGAAAGCAUGAGAAUGUGGUGGAGGAGCUGGUGGCUACAUUGUGCACCUUCGGCGUUACCAUCCUCUGGCUGGGACCCUGCGAGGUGGUGCUGGUCUGGGCUUUCUUUAACUGUUUUGGCCUGAACUUUGAGCUGUGGAGUGCCAAGUUCUUUUCCAUGGAGCCUUUUGCUUCUUUUGAGAUGGCAAUGUCAGAAGCAAUGUCUCGCAGGAUCAGAGCCAUCUUCAAUACUUUUAACUUCUGGAGUAUUGUUUUGUACAACAUCGUGACACUGAACAGUUUGGAAUUUGCCAAGUUGGUUGCCAAACGGCUGCUUCUCAAAGGCUUCCCUGUAACCACCAUCAUCGUCAUGUUUAUGACCUACUGCCUGAUCCAAGUGAUUAAGGAGCGAGAGAGGAGGCAGGCCCUUAUCGAUGAUCCCGAUCCUCUUCCUCCUGCUCCCCCUCCAAACACCACCAGUGCUCCAGAUGCACCUGCCGCUGCUCAGCCAGUCUUAGAUCCCAACAAGGAAAAAGCCGAGUAGAUAUUUGAAGUUCACCUAGCAGUUCAGAUAAUUAAGGAUGUAGCAUCCAACAGUAGUAUUGCCAGUCUAGAUUUUAUAAUGUAACUUUUGAACGGAUGCUCUACUUCUGCUGAUGUUGAAGCACUAAAUGUAAAUAUGUUUAUCAUCAUUAAACUGUAUUUAUACCUAAUAGUGAGAAAAUCAAUCUUAACAAAAGACAAUCAUAUUUGAUUUAUUAUAUAAUGUACUGUCUAGUACCCUAUGAGAAUGGAUAGUUGAAAAAAGUUACUCUUAAACUGUUUAACAACACUGUAGGGAAGUUAAAACUAAAUUUCAUUUUUCUGAAACCUCUGCCUUUACUGUUAAAGCAAAAAAUAAACU